CACGACCCCAAAUGGCUUUGGUACAGUACUCCGAAUCAGAAUCAGAAUCGGAGCCGGAGUUCCAACAACCGCCGACUAAAAGACCCCGCCAGACCAUCCACAACCAAUCUUCCUCGCUCCCGCCCCUGCCAGCAGCUUUCCACGACCUUUACGCCUCAAGCACUCGCGUCAGCGUACGAGAUGACCCCAGUCUCCACGGGGGCCGGAAAAGAGUCAUCCCCCACGUCGAGGGGAACUGGCCGACCCACAUCUAUCUGGAAUGGUAUCCAUUCAAAGAAGAGCUGUCCACUCUAAGCGACGCGAUAGCGCAGAUUGAGGGAAGCCUUGAUGGCCAUGGGACAGAGCUGCAUAGCUUGCUGCACAGUGAUCUGGGCGCACGGCUUCCACUCCACAUCAGUCUUUCCAGGCCCGUUGUGCUGAGAACCGAGCACAGACAGCAGUUCCUGGAGGGGUUCGAGGCCGCGAUGAAAAAGUCGAACAUCGCAGGCUUCGAGGUCACACCCAAAAGUUUAGACUGUGUUUCCAAUUAUGAGAAGACCAGAUGGUUUUAUGUCCUGCGCGCGGAAAGACCGGAGGACGAUAAUCUGAACCGUCUUCUCAGCCUCUCGAAUCGCUGUCUUGCUCGCUUUGAGCAGCCCCUUCUGUAUGAAUCGCCGCAGGAUGCGAUCGCCUCGCUCAUGGCCCAAGGCACUGCUACGCGGCGGCCAGGUGUGACUCGUGUGGGUGAACAGGCCGUGGGCAAUUAUUCCCACUGUUUUCACAUAUCGCUAGCAUGGAGCUUGACAGAUCCUUCACCCCAGGAGAAGGAGCAGAUCGCAAAAAUGGAUCUGCGCAAGGUACAUGGUCUCAAGCUUCGCUUUGAUUGCGUCAAGGUGAAGAUUGGGAACAAUAUUUCAAGCAUACCACUUUUCAGUGGCGGCGUGUGAUAGGGACAUCACCUGCGGAAGC
This is a messenger RNA of Aspergillus heteromorphus CBS 117.55, 948 nucleotides long. Its product is annotated as HVSL domain-containing protein. NCBI's taxonomy places the organism in Eukaryota, Fungi, Ascomycota, Eurotiomycetes, Eurotiales, Aspergillaceae. Gene Ontology annotation, cellular component: nucleus. The record is from RefSeq and is a predicted model, not a curated record. The coding region runs from base 12 to 926 and encodes 304 amino acids. Gene Ontology annotation, biological process: U6 snRNA 3'-end processing. The transcript has 3 exons. Gene Ontology annotation, molecular function: 3'-5'-RNA exonuclease activity.